AUGGGAUGGCAGCAGCAGCAGCUGCAGCAACAGCUGCAGCAACAGCUGCAGCAGCAACAGCUCCAUCAGCAGCAGCAGCAGCAGCAUCUGCAGCAGCAACAGCUCCACCAGCAGCAGCAGCUGCAGCCACCAAUAGCCCGUAGUCAGUGGCCCGAGCAGCAGCAAGCAUGGCUUCCGGAGCAGCAAUGGCAGCAUCACCAGCAGCUGCAGCAGCAACAGCUGCAGCAACACCAGCAACAGCAGUUGCAUCAGCAACAGCUGCUGCUGCAGCAACAACAACCGCAUGCUCAUCCUCCUACUCUUGCUGGGCUUGCUUCUUGGCAGCAACAGGUUGUGCCUCAGCAGCAGCAGCACAUGCUGCAGCAGCAGCAAAACCCCCACCAACAACAAAUGCUUCGCCAGCAGCAGCAGCAGCAUGCGCUGCCGAUGCAGCAACCAGGCUUGCAGCAGCAGCCGGUGCUGCAGCAGCCUUUGAUCCACCAACCAGUGCUGCAGCAGCAACAGCUGCAGCAGCAACAGCUGCAGCAACAGCAGCUGCAGCAACAGCAGCUGCAGCAACAACAGAUGCAGCAGCACCAGCUGCAGCAACAACAGAUGCAGCAGCAACAGAUGCAGCAGCAACAGCAGCAGCAACAACAAUUGCAGCAGCAGAGGCUGUCUUCAGAUGACCCGUCAAGUACUGCAGCACAAAGAAAUCUGCAGCACAUGCAACAGCAGCAGCACAUGCAGCAGCAGCAGCACAUGCAGCAGCAGCAGCACAUGCAGCAGCAGCAACUGCAGCAGCAGCACAUGCAACAGCAACAACUGCAGCAGCAGCACAUGUUGCAGCAACGCAGCGCCGGCCCUCAAGUCUCACAUUUAAGCCAGCAGACGCUGCAGCAGCAGCCCAAGCAGGAGCAGCCACUGCAGCAGCAACAGCAGCAGCAGCAACAACAACAAAUGCAGCAGCAGCAGCAGCAAAUACAACAAAAGCAGCAGCAACAAAUGCUCCUGCCGGCAUGUGAGGCCUCCUCCGAGGCAGUAAAGAGAGGCCCGGGUCCUGGCGACGCAGCAGCAGCAGCAGCAGCAGCAGCAGCAGCGGCAUCAGCAUCCUCAUCGCCUAGUCCUGAUGGCGCAGGUGCUGAGAACACUUCGGGCCCUCCUUCUUCUGAUUCACGCAGCAGCAGCAGCAGCCACAGCAGUAGCAGCAGCAGCUGCAGCAACAGAGGAGGGGUAGAGGUGGUGCCGCAGAUACAUGAGCUGCUGCAGCACCUGCUGCAGCAGGUUGGCUGCGAGGAGCAGCUGGAGCCGCAGGUGCUUCCCCUUCUCGUUGACCUCUUCCAGAGGGAGGCGCUGCGGCUGCUGUAUUCAGCAGCAGAGAUUGCUGAGUAUAGAGCAGCAGGUGCUUCUCAAGGGCGUCAUCCUCGGGGUUUAGGGUCUGCUAAAACCCUAAACCCUCACAGUAGCAGAUGCUCCCUUGUAGUAGAGGAAGCAGAUGCUGCUGCUGCGCUGCAGGAGUACCUGCAGCUUGAGGUACCCCAGCCUGCUUCAGCUCAGGAUUUACAGCGUUUAUCUCGUUUAGCGAAUACAAUGACAUUUGGCAGUGCAGCGGGAGAUUUGCUGCGGCAGCAUCGUUUGCAUGCAGCAGCACGUGCUGCAUUAGAUGAAGACAGUGAUGUAGCCGCUGCAGCUGCUGCUUCUGCUGCUGCUGCUGCUGCUGCUGCUGCAGGACCUCCAGGUACUGCAGCAGCUCCUCCCUUCGGCCGUAAGAAUAUCCUAGGAAAUGUACCAGGGGGUUUACCUCCUUACUUGCCAGAGGAUGUAAACACUUGUACAUUAAUGCCUCCUUGGUCAGUUGUAUUAGCAGAUAAAACAGGGGGAGGGGGCCCCCCUGGGGGACCCACCAGUGGGGAGACCCCCAGCGGGGGGCCCCCAGGGAGUGCUCCUGCCGGGCCCUCGGCCGGGGGGGUUGGGGGCCCAACAGCAACACGAGGGGGGCCCCUAACAGGACCUGGGGGGCCCCAUGGGGGGCAUACAGAUCAUGGUAUAGGGGGAGGCGCCAUGCAUGGCGCCAGCUAG
Molecule: messenger RNA, 2058 nt
Organism: Eimeria maxima
Lineage: Eukaryota; Apicomplexa; Conoidasida; Eucoccidiorida; Eimeriidae
Exons: 4
Coding region: 1-2058 (685 amino acids)
Source: RefSeq, a predicted model, not a curated record